Sinocyclocheilus grahami is the source of this 2453-nucleotide messenger RNA. It is a transcript of the gene dgat1b, whose product is annotated as diacylglycerol O-acyltransferase 1b. The transcript has 17 exons. Gene Ontology annotation, cellular component: endoplasmic reticulum membrane. The record is from RefSeq and is a predicted model, not a curated record. Gene Ontology annotation, molecular function: diacylglycerol O-acyltransferase activity. Gene Ontology annotation, biological process: triglyceride biosynthetic process. Bases 156 to 1667 code for a protein of 503 amino acids. NCBI's taxonomy places the organism in Eukaryota, Metazoa, Chordata, Actinopteri, Cypriniformes, Cyprinidae.
CGUUAUUACAAAUCUUGCGUCAGCCGUAAGAGCUUGCAAAACUGGGGCUUGGCGCAAAAGCUUGUUUUUCCGAUCGCUGAGCCAAAUGAGACUCCUGCGUGGACUCGGCUUGCUUCAUUUGUUUGCUGAAGGCUUGCUGUAAAUUUGCUGGAAUCAUGAUUGACAAGGAAGAUUUUGGGCCCAUCACACGGAGUCGUAGACGCGCGACCAUCACGAGCGCAAAGAGCGAGACUGUGAAACUCAGAAACGGUGCGAUCGCAGCAGCCAGUGAUCUCAAAAGCGGACCCAAGGCGCGGGGGUCUGUCACCAAAAACGUACAACUAAACGAAGACAGCAAACAAAAAUGCGAUCGCUACGACAAAAUGAGUUGCCACAAGUUGCAGGAGUCGAUGCUGAGUUCUGCAAGCAGCUUCAAAAAUUACAGAGGCAUCCUGAACUGGUGUGUGGUAAUGCUGGUUUUGAGCAAUGCACGCCUGUUCUUGGAAAACCUUCUCAGGAAUGGCAUUUUGGUGGACCCCAUUCAAGUGGUGUCAUUGUUCCUCAAGGACCCUUAUAGCUGGCCUGCUGCGUGCCUGGUCAUUGUUUCUAAUGUUUUUAUACUUGUGGCGUUGUACACCGAGAGGAAACUAGCCAUGGGGUCGAUCAGUGAAAAGGUCGGCCUGCUGAUCUACAUCUUUAAUUUAACAAUCAUCUUGUGUUUUCCGAUGGUUGUUGUUUUGAAGCUGCUAUCGAUUACACCAGUUGGAGGGGCGUUUGCCUUGGGAGUCUACACCAUCCUGUUUUUGAAACUGUACUCGUAUAAGGAUGUUAACUGGUGGUGCAGAGAAAGAACGCAAGCAAAGGCACGCAGCCUCUCCAGAUCUCUUUCAUGUCCAUCAUCUCCAUCUGCAUCCAGCGCUAUGCAGUCGCAUGUGUCUUACCCAGGAAAUCUCUCUCUCAGGGAUAUUUAUUAUUUUGUUUUUGCUCCAACCCUGUGCUAUGAGCUUAAUUUUCCCCGCUCUGAAUCCAUCCGAAUGGGAUUUCUACUCAGGAGGCUCUUUGAGAUGUUGCUCCUCACUCAGUUAUUGGUUGGUUUAACACAGCAGUGGAUGGUGCCAAUCAUUCGAAGUUCAAUGAAGCCAUUGCAGGAAAUGGACUACAGUAGAAUGACAGAGCGUCUGCUUAGACUAGCAGUGCCCAACCAUCUCAUCUGGUUGAUUUUCUUCUACUGGUUUUUCCAUUCCUCAAUGAACUUUGUGGCCGAGCUAUUGAGGUUUGGAGAUCGUGAAUUCUACCGUGACUGGUGGAACUCCGAGACAAUAACGUACUUCUGGCAAAACUGGAAUAUUCCUGUGCACAAGUGGUGUCUCCGGCACUUUUACAAGCCGUUGCUGAGAAGAGGUGCUGGCAAGUUACUGAGCCAAUCAGCUGUGUUUUUCGCCUCUGCUUUUUUUCACGAGUACCUGGUCAGUGUCCCUCUCAGGAUGUUCAGGCUGUGGGCAUUUAUGGGCAUGAUGGCACAGCUCCCACUGGCAUGGUUUGUGGCCAGGUUUCUUCGUGGUAAUUAUGGAAACGCUGCUGUGUGGCUCUCACUCAUUAUUGGUCAGCCUAUUACAGUACUGAUGUAUGUUCAUGACUACUAUGUUACCCACUGUCAGGAUGACCCGACGAUCGCCGAAGCUCUGUAAUCACACUGUUGAUCGUGGACUCGGCUAAGCAGCUAAACUUCAAAAUAUUGCUGUAAGACUUCUUCAUAUUGCAGAGGUACUAGUGGAAAGUACACUGAUACAAUUGAAGAGUCCCGGCAGUCAGGUUUCCAUAAAGUCUUCAAAUAAACUCAGCUCUAGGCUAUGAUUAAACCUUUAAGAACAAUUACAACAGCCAGUCUAUGCAAUUCAUGCCUAGAACUGCCAGUAGAAAUGCACACGAGUCUUUACGCUUCUGAAUGUGACUCUACAGGUGUCAAGUGCUCAUUUUAGCUUCACUAAUUGAAACUGUCUUUAUUUUUCUAAGGGUGUGUUACAUGCAUUACUAGUAGGAACGUUCUGUCACUUUUUUAGCAUUUUAACAUCUGCAUUUAGUUUAAAUAUAGUGAAAACUCUUUAAAAUGGGCAUGCUGGACUUUUAUUAUUGUACAAAUAUAUGUUGUUCGGUUUUUGUUUUUAAAUGAAAUGCCAGUAAAUUGAUACAAUAUGCAAGGAGAGUAUGUACGGACACAAAUGUGUAAUUUUUUUAAUGAAUUUUAAACCAAUAUGUGGGCAGACACUUUAUUUGUUUAUGUAUGUUUUUUUUCUCCAAAGGGAUACGAGAGAAAAUGUUUGUUAUAUCCAAAGUAUGUUACGUCCAUAUUUUAUUUGUUACAAUAAUUUUGAAUUGCAUUUUUAUGUAUCUAAACUGUUGUACACUAGCGUUGAGAUGCAUCAAGAGUGCGCCUCCUUGUGGCGAAUGUUGAGAAUAAACAACCCUGCAACUGA